AUGGCUAGUGCGCAGAAUAACAGCGUUCAAAAUCUAACCUAUGUCCGCAAUCUCCUUCCUAAGGAAGUUUUGAUAUGCCUGAGCGUUGUCAUUGGUGUUAUUUGUAUUCUCGGGAUCAUCUUGAAUUUACUGAUUCUUCGCGUUACUAAAGAAAAGAAAGCUUACACUGGGYCAGACGAGAGACAAAGAAAAAACUCUCUUGUUUAUUAYUUUCUUUGGAACCUCGCGUUCUCGGAUCUAUUGAGCUUGAUWAUCGGUAUCCCUUUGGUUGUUGGUCAAAGUCGGUAUUUUCCGAUCAUCGCCAAACCGAGUGAUGCCACGUGUCGUUUGGUACGUGCAGCCCAACAUCUUCCAAUGGUGACUAUCUACAUCAUCACAACAAUGUGUUUAGAGAGAUAUUUCUCCUUAGUGCGCCCUUUCAAUCCACUUUCACCGAAGAUUUUUCGCAGGUUGAUUAAAUUGUGCUGGGUUACUGGAUUUUUGGUUUCGAUAAUGUUUUCCACGACAUUCAAAAGUAAGCAGAUUAUUCUUACCAACACGACUUUUACUUUCGACUGUAUCCUUGAAAGURAAAGCGAUCAAAAAAUCAUGUUUUUUGUUGUUGCCGGUGUAAGCAYAGCURCUCCCUGCAUCUUCAUCAUCUACUCGACGUUGCAUUGYAUCAUAAAGUUGAACUCCCUGCAGCCGUUACCAGGAUUGCAGCAAUCUUCAAAUGAUCACUUAGCCAAUGAGGAAGACGUUAAAAGACGCUCUACUCUAAUGYUAUUCAUGAUUGUAUUAACAUUUCUGCUAUCGUAUCUUCCCUACUUUGUCUUUAAGGCUAUGAAAUCAAUCUUUGGUUAUAAACUUAUCUAUCAUAAUGAAGUGAUUGUGAGGUAUGYUCUCAGUAUCUGUGCAUAUUCUAAUUCUGUAUUUGAUCCUAUUAUGUACGCUAUCAUCAUGAAAAGUUUGCGUGGAAGUCUAAAAACCAUAUUUACAAGAAGAAGAACAACAACACACGAUGCCCCAACAGCAGAUGGCGAAAACCGCAUUACUUGUCGUCAAAGUGAUCAGAGCAGACCUGAGAUGAUUGAAAUGAACAAGGUGCGGGUUGAGGCCGUUGCAAAUUCUGAAAGUACUGGGUCUUUAAGAGCACAAGGGGGRCAGGAAAGUCAGAAUGAAGCCUCAGAGGUGGAGACGGACAAUGACGAAAACGCACAGGAACAUGGAACAAUGAACGUUAAAAACUCAUAGCAAAAAUCCAGAAUAUAAGCCGGAAAAAAACUUGACAUGAGCUCGCUCCUGCAUGUUUUUUUAUUGUUUAUUUUAUUUAUUUUAUUUUUAUAUAUAUUUUUUAUUUAUUUCUAUUUAUUUUAUUUUUUAUUUUUUUAUUUAUUUCUAUUUUUUUCGCGCACCUGUUGUUGAUGAGAGCAGACGACGUGAUAGUGUGCAUGAAAUGCUUGGAAGCUGUCGCACCUUUUGCCUGCCGAUCAUUUCUAUUUUUAACGUUUAAUAAACUUUCUACUUGUGAUAUUUGAAGCUUAAUUAAACAACCACUAUUAUCUAGUUUA
This is a messenger RNA of Exaiptasia diaphana, 1550 nucleotides long. Its product is annotated as cysteinyl leukotriene receptor 2. Gene Ontology annotation, cellular component: membrane. The transcript has a single exon. Bases 1 to 1233 code for a protein of 410 amino acids. Gene Ontology annotation, biological process: G protein-coupled receptor signaling pathway. Gene Ontology annotation, molecular function: G protein-coupled receptor activity; peptide binding. NCBI's taxonomy places the organism in Eukaryota, Metazoa, Cnidaria, Anthozoa, Actiniaria, Aiptasiidae. The record is from RefSeq and is a predicted model, not a curated record.